This is a messenger RNA of Diospyros lotus (date-plum), 762 nucleotides long. Its product is annotated as ethylene-responsive transcription factor ERF010-like. Gene Ontology annotation, biological process: regulation of DNA-templated transcription. The transcript has a single exon. The record is from RefSeq and is a predicted model, not a curated record. NCBI's taxonomy places the organism in Eukaryota, Viridiplantae, Streptophyta, Magnoliopsida, Ericales, Ebenaceae. Gene Ontology annotation, molecular function: DNA-binding transcription factor activity; DNA binding. The coding region runs from base 61 to 507 and encodes 148 amino acids.
GGCCCCUUGGACAAGCGCUUUCUGGGUCGGUUGAAGACCAGAGAGAAAGAGAGAGCUUCAAUGGAAGGAGCCACCGAUUUGUGCCCCAACCGAAGCGCCGGUGAGAAGCGCAAGUCGAGGCAGCAAGACAAGCCCUACCGUGGGAUAAGGAUGCGCAAGUGGGGAAAGUGGGUGGCCGAGAUUCGUGAGCCCAACAAGCGCACCAGGAUCUGGCUCGGCUCCUACUCCUCCCCCGUGGCGGCGGCGCGCGCCUACGACACCGCCGUGUUCUACCUCCGCGGCCCCACCGCCCGCCUCAACUUCCCUGAAUACAUGGCCCAGGACGACUACCUUCGCGACAUGUCCGCCGCCUCCAUCCGUAAGAAGGCCACCGAAGUCGGCGCUAGGGUUGACGCUCUCGAGACCUCUCUCCGCCACAACGGCUCCCCCGACUCCAACUCCCGCCGCGGCUCCCUUAAGGCCGACCUCAACGAGUACCCAAACCCCGAAAGCUCGGACGAGGAGUGAGAGAAGAAGAGAAGCCGACGAUCGAACAGUGAAGCAAUAGAGGAAGUCGAUCGUCGGAACAUGAUCCGAAGGGAUCGUCCUCUUUUGAUGUUCAGUUUCUAUAUCGGUAGAUAGAUAGAUAAACAUGUAGCUAUAUAUAUAUAUGAACUAUGCGUAGAAGCUUACCAGAGAUCAUGAUUGCCAGAGGCAUGAUCCGAAACUCCAUGUUUAGUCCUCUUUCCUUUAUGCUAUAUUCGUUCAAUUGUUUCCCCUUAA